Molecule: messenger RNA, 1526 nt
Organism: Suricata suricatta (meerkat)
Lineage: Eukaryota; Metazoa; Chordata; Mammalia; Carnivora; Herpestidae
Gene: SKA3
Product: spindle and kinetochore associated complex subunit 3
Exons: 9
Coding region: 155-1399 (414 amino acids)
Biological process (GO): mitotic cell cycle; chromosome segregation
Cellular component (GO): spindle microtubule; outer kinetochore
Source: RefSeq, a predicted model, not a curated record
GCCCCGUCGCGCGAGACUUCAGCUCUCGCGAUAGAGGGCUCGUGCGAUCUCUCAGAGCUGGGGAUACUUCCGGUACGAAGAGCUUCAAACUAGUGGCGGGCCCAGCCCGGGCGGCGGGUUCCUCUGCGCCCGGCGUCCGGCCGCGCGAUCCUCCAUGGAUCUGAUCCGCGGCUUCUGCGCGAAGCUGCGGUCUCUGGCCGUCAGUCUGGACAGUGAGACGGCCCGGCUGCAGCGGGCGCUGGACGGAGAGGAGAGCGACUUUGAAGAUUAUCCAGCGAGAAUUUUAUAUGAUCUCCAUUCCGAAGUCCAGACUUUAAAGGAUGAUGUCAUUAUUCUUCUUGAUAAAGCAAGUUUGGAAAGUCAAGAAAUCAUUGGUUUUGUAAAGGCAGCAAAAGUGCUAAUGAAGAAAAAUUCAGUGGAUAUCAUGAAAAUAACAGAGUUUUUCCAGAAGUAUGGAUAUAAUCCACGUGCCAAGAAAAAUGCAGUGGAUGAACAAGAAAUCCCUGACUCUGACUCCAAGUCCACAACCCAUGAAAAUCUCCACAUGUCUGAUGUGAAGGACAGUCUGUCCGGUCCUGCUGUUCCAAGCAUUUCUAGUUCUGAGCGGUCUCCACGGAGUCCCCAGCUUUCAGAUUUUGGACUUGAGCGGUACAUGAUAUCCCAAGUUCCACCAAAGCCUCCACCAGCAGUAAACCACCGUGAAGAAGAGCCCAAAAUCUUAGCUCCAUCUUCCAACCAGUCCCUGGGUAAAGUACUCAAAACUCCAAAAUGUGCACUGAAGAUGGAUGAUUUUGAGUGUGUAACUCCUAAAUUAGAACACUUUGGCAUCUCUGACUAUACUGUGUGUUUAAAUGAAGACUAUACGAUGGGACUUAAACAUAUGAAGGAGAAUAAAAGUGAGGAGGCCAUAGAAUCAGAACCAAUGACCAGUGAGAAGGUCUUUGCUACUCCUGGCCUCGCAGUCCAACAGUUGAAAAAAAAUGAUGGCGACUAUACAGCUUCCCCCUUGGCACCCACAUUCUGCACUCCUGGUUUGAAAAUUCCUUCUACAAAGAACAGAGCUUCGGAAUCCACAAAUUGUCCAUUAUCAGAAACAAACAGUUCAUCAAAUGAUUUGGAAAUGAAAGACUACACAUCGUUAGUUUUAAAUUCAGAGAAGUGUUUUGAAAGUUUUGCGGAUCCCUCUUCUCCCAUAAUUUCUUCUUACGAGAAUCUGCUGAGAACACCUACCCCUCCGGAAGUCACUGCCAUUCCAGAAGAUAUUCUUCAGAUUUUAUCAAAAUACAACUCAAACCUAGCUACGCCGGUGGCCGUGAAGGCCAUGCCGCCCAGCAAAGGGCUCCUCCCCAGACAUGGAGGACUGAGCAUCCAAGGCGUUGGCAAUAAAGAAAACUGGUGAAGAAAACUUUUCAAGUGUGGACACUGAACAGAAGGCGCUGGAGGCGGAGCUGGACUGACUGACACAUCACCCUACAUCUUUCCCCUUUUUAAACACCAACCAUAUUAAAGAUGAACAUGGACGCUGA